Molecule: messenger RNA, 447 nt
Organism: Neltuma alba
Lineage: Eukaryota; Viridiplantae; Streptophyta; Magnoliopsida; Fabales; Fabaceae
Product: G-type lectin S-receptor-like serine/threonine-protein kinase SD1-1
Exons: 3
Coding region: 1-447 (148 amino acids)
Source: RefSeq, a predicted model, not a curated record
AUGACGCUUGAGGAGCGUAAAGCCAAAUCCUGGGAAAAAUGUUCUUGUACUGCUUAUGCUAAUUCAGAUAUCAGGGGAGGAGGUCGUGGCUGUGCCAUGUGGUUUGGGGAUCUUAUUGACAUAAAUCAAAUGUCAAAUGUUGGCCAAAAUCUAUAUCCUAGCCUUGCGGCUAACCGUGAAGGUGCUAAUGAAAACAAGAGAAAGAGAAUUGUCAUAGCAGCUACCAUUUUGGCAGCUCUUGUGAUGCUUUUCACUUUCUACUGUAUUUAUAAGAGAAGAAAAUCUGGAGUGAAAACUCAUAGAACUUUGUCCAUAGAACUUAAUGAUGAAGACACUGCUAGGGGAGAUAUGGAGCUUCCUUUCUAUAACUUUGAUAUAAAAGCUUGUGCUACCGACAACUUCUCAAUUGACAAUAAGCUUGGCCAAGGUGGUUUCGGACCGGCGUAA